AUGAUAUCGCACAGACCGACAAUCAACCCAAACGGUGGGACGAGCUUCGGCUCCGACGUACCAAGUUAUUACCUCGACCCUUCUUUUGAACAGAGCAUGCACUCGUCCAAAUUUGACUUCAAUAAUAACGCGUCGUCGUCCAACGAUGAGUCCCCACCAGUCUCAACUCGAUUCAACAAUGGCUCGCCCGACUUGAAGUCGCUGCCUUCUUUCUAUCCGGGAGACCAUCCAAUCUCCCCCGUCGGCCACCCAUCUUCUCUAUCAGUGGGAUCGCAUCAUCCUGAUCGAUUCUCUGGAGGCACAGCAACAACUCGGAAUGAACAGUUUCCUCCUCCAUUUCGCCCCGAUAUCGGCACUCAUGGACGGGCUAUAAUGCUCAAGUCGAACUACUUCAAAGUCGAUAUCCCCAACUCUGACCUGCAUCACUACGAUAUCGAUAUUAAACCCGACAAGUGCCCGCGCCGAGUAAAUAGAGAGAUCGUGGAAAUGAUGGUUGAGAACUACAGGAACCAAAUCUUUCAAGACAGACGGCCUGUCUUCGAUGGAAGAAGGAACAUGUACACAGCGCAGCCCUUGCCAAUCGACAAACAAAAAGUGGAGUUAGAUAUCAGUCUUCCUGGUGAUGGAAGAGAAAGAGUUUUCAAAGUGUCAAUCAAAUGGGUAGCGAGGGUUUCGCUUUUCUCAUUGCAACUAGCUUUGGGAGGCCAAAUCCAUGGGAUUCCAUUUGAGACAAUUCAAGCACUGGAUGUCGUCAUGCGUCAUUUGCCUUCGAUGAGGUACUCUCCUGUCGGAAGAUCGUUUUUCUCAGCCCCUGCGAAUGGGAUCGGCAGAUCCCUCGGUGGUGGGCGAGAAGUGUGGUUUGGUUUUCACCAGAGCAUGCGCCCUAGUCAGUGGAAGAUGAUGCUCAACAUUGACGUUUCUGCCACUGCUUUCUAUCGCGCUCAAUCGGUUGUUGAUUUUCUCUGUGAGGUUCUUGAAAUCUCCAGGAAUGAGCUGUACCACGCUGGGGGUCUCUCUGACUCCCAUCGAGUCAAGUUUAUGAAGGAAAUCAAGGGGUUGAAGAUCGAAAUCACUCAUUGCGGCUCUAUGCGAAGAAAAUACCGCGUCUGCAACGUCACUCGCCGGCCUGCUAGUCACCAGACAUUUCCACUCGUGUUACCCGAGAACGAACAGACAAUCGAAUGCACCGUUGCACGUUACUUUCAAGAACGGCAUAAUUACACGCUAAAGUUCCCCUUUCUUCCAUGUCUCCAAGUUGGUCAGGAGCAAAAGCACACUUAUCUUCCACUGGAAGUUUGCAACAUUGUUCAAGGCCAACGGUGCAUCAAAAAGCUGACUGACUCGCAGACAUCAACGAUGAUAAAAGAAACCGCGCGCACUGCGCCAGAGCGUGAGAGGGAAAUCUCCAAUCUUGUCAAGAAAGCAGGAUUCAACAAUGAUCCAUAUGUUCGUGAGUUCGGAAUACAAGUUAUCGAUGAGAUGACGGAAAUACGAGGCCGCGUCCUUCCCCCGCCAAGACUCCAAUAUGGUGGAAAUAAUCGAAAUAAUAUCCAAGCAACGCCAAACGGAGGAGUCUGGGACAUGAGAGGGAAACAGUUUCAUACUGGAAUCGAGGUCAAUGUCUGGGCGAUUGCGUGCUUCGCCCAUCAAAAACAAUGCGCGGAGCAAAACUUGCGAAUGUUCAUUAAAAAGCUCCAGCAAAUAUCUGAAGACGCUGGAAUGCCCAUUCGAUCUGGCCCCGUUUUCUGCCAAUUCGCACAGGGUUCAGAUCAAGUCGAGCCGAUCAUGAAGUUCUUGAUGAAUCGGUAUCCCAAUCUUCAACUGAUCAUGGUCGUCCUUCCCGGUCGAACACCCGUUUACGCUGAAGUCAAGCGUGUUGGCGAUACGCUCCUUGGAAUCGCUACCCAAUGUGUUCAAGUAAAAAACGUGACUAAAGUCACAACCCAGACGCUGUCCAAUCUGUGCCUCAAGAUCAACGUAAAACUAGGCGGCAUCAACAACAUCCUGGCUCCAAAUGCGCGUCCACGAGUUUUCAACGAGCCCGUCAUUUUCAUAGGAGCUGAUGUCACUCACCCACCUGCUGGAGAUCGUCGCAAACCAUCGAUCGCUGCUGUUGUAGCGUCAAUUGACGCGCAUCCAAGCCGCUAUUGCGCUUCUGUUCGAGUUCAACGCCACCGUCAAGAGUCCAUCGAAGACUUAGCGACCAUGGUCAAAGAUCUAAUGCUCGAGUUUUAUAAAGCGACGACUUACAAGCCCGUGAGAAUUAUUGUAUACCGCGGAGGAGUCUCCGAGGGACAAUUCCAAGCUGUUCUCACACGAGAGCUGAAAGCGAUCAGAGAAGCGUGUGUCAAGCUAGAAGAUAAUUAUCAGCCUGGAAUCACUUACGUCGUUGUUCAAAAGCGCCAUCAUACUAGGCUCUUUUGCCGCCAGUCAAGCGACAAAUGUGGAAAGAGUGGAAAUAUUCCAGCUGGAACUACAGUAGAUAUGGGAAUUUGUCACCCAACAGAGUUCGACUUCUACCUUUGUUCCCACGCAGGAAUUCAGGGAACAUCAAGACCAUCUCAUUAUCAUGUUCUUUGGGACGACAAUGAAUUUUCAGCCGACGAGCUGCAAAAUCUUACCUACCAGCUAUGCCAUACUUACGUCCGAUGCACUCGAUCUGUGUCUAUUCCGGCGCCGGCUUACUACGCGCAUCUGGUGGCUUACCGCGCGCGCUAUCACCUCGUCGACAAAGAUUACGACUCUGGCGAGGGUUCCCUCAUCUCCGGCACCUCUUCUCGCGACGUGACCGACAUCAGUCAAUACCAAUCGAUGGCCAAAGCAAUUCAAGUUCACCAAAACACGUUUGGCUCAAUGUACUUUGCUUAA
Molecule: messenger RNA, 2868 nt
Organism: Oikopleura dioica
Lineage: Eukaryota; Metazoa; Chordata; Appendicularia; Copelata; Oikopleuridae
Source: the annotation of a GenBank genome assembly